Messenger RNA from Microbotryum saponariae, 939 nucleotides. The record is from the annotation of a GenBank genome assembly. Lineage: Eukaryota; Fungi; Basidiomycota; Microbotryomycetes; Microbotryales; Microbotryaceae.
AUGCUGAAAGCCAAAGCCAAAGCCAAAGCCGUCAGUCUUCCCCCUUCCUGCGCUUCCCCGUAGCUCCUGCCCCUGCCCGCAAAGGCCCACGACCGACCCACUCACUCUUUACACACCUCCCCACAGACCGCAGCCAAACAAAAGAAACUCGCCGCCGAACGCGCCGCCACCGCAGCAGCAGCAGCAGCAGCAGCAGCAGCAGCUCAACAUGCCCAAGCGGCUCAGGCGAUUCCCAACCCUGUUGUAGGGAGCAGGUCAGGACCGGGUGGCAGACCUAGUGUUACGCGUGAGUAGGGGGAUUGGAGUAGUGUUAUGGGAGCGGUGGAUGAUGCUGAUGGAAUGUUUUAACGUGGUAGAAUAUUGGGUCGAUAAUCAGUCGUCCAUGCUGUCCAGCGGUGGAGGGAUACAGAGGAUAGGGUACGGGCACGGCAACACACAUGCGGGGGAUCUAUUCCGAAAGCUCAUGCUACCCUUUAUGUCCUGCUACUGCAGGUAUGACCAAGCCGCGUUCGAAGACGGCGUGCGCAACGUGAUCCUUGAUCCAGAGCCGGCGAGCUUUGAUAAGACUGCAGCUGCUGGGGAGGGUGGGGAAGGGGAGAAAAAGUCGGAGGCUACGACAACUACAACAGAGGGAACAACAGAGGAGAAGAAAGUGGAUGGCGGCGCCAGGGAGAAGAGCGAGGUGCAAGUCGAUGAAGAACUCGUUGCCGUUCUGGUACGUUUCUCGGACGCAGGUGCGGAUCCUCACCAGCCUAAACCCCCAUGCUUUUGAUUUCGUAGACCAAAGAAUUCGAUCUCACUCCAGAAGUCGCCACUGCCCUCCUCCAAACCCACCAAAACGACCUUUCCUUAACAAUCGAGGCCCUCCUCACUCCGCCGAGUCACCAUUCGGCUCCUUCGGGUCGUCCGGCGUCCAAGCUCGUUUCCGUAUCAAAUUGA